GGAGCCAAUCAGCGAUGAAGGAAGGCGGGGCUGACUGAACCAUCCAAUCAGGUGGGCUGAGGGAGCCUGGCGGGCUCUUCCUGUGUCAUGGCGUUGAAGUGUGCGUCGUGAAUGGGCCGCCGAGAUUCCCCAGCUAACUAAACCGCCUGUCUCUGUAAUUUCUACUGGCUGCGAGCUGCAUUCAAAGGACCCCGUGGGACCCACAGGCCAGGCAAUGGUGAUGUUGUGGGACGGAAGCUGAGAAUGGGAUGGAAUCGGGAGUCAGUAACCUUUGAGGAUGUAGCUGUGAACUUCACCAAGGCAGAAUGGGCUUUGCUGAAACCACCCCAGAAGAAACUCUAUAGAGAUGUGAUGUGGGAAACAUGUAUGCAUUUGACCGCUAUAGGAAAAACCUGUUGUAACCAGCAAAUGGAAGAACAACACAAAAAUUGUUCAAGAAAUCUAAGAAAUGAUGCAGACAAGUAUUUGAGAUUUGAAGAGACACUGUAUAAAAGUAGUAAACAUGGAGAAACCUGCAGUGAUUUCCAGUCCUUUCAGAAACAUGAAAUGAGAAAGACUGUAGAGAAACAAUGUCAGCAUGAGCAAUGUGCGAAAGCCUAUUCUGAUCUUAGUGAACAGACUCAGCCUGCAGAGAAAACAUUUCUAGGUAAGAAAAAUGUGAAAGCCUCCAGCACACCCAGUGGUGUUCAAAUCCAGGAAAGAAAUCAGGGUGUGGGCAGUUCUUAUGUGUACAAACAACAAGAGAAUACUUUUAUGCCUUCAAACUAUUUUCAAAUAAAUGAAACAAUGCAUGCUGGAGAGAAGCCCUAUGUAACUAAGGAAUGUGUGAAAACAUUAUCCCAUAGUCAUUCCUUUCAAAAACAUAAAAUAAUUUACACUGGAUGGAAACCUUAUGUAUGUAAACAACAUGGAAAAGCAUUCACUACACAGAAUUGCAAUGAGAUACAUGAAGAAAAUCAAACUAGAGAUGAACCUUAUGUAUUUAAACAGUGUGGGAAAUCAUUCAGCACACACAGUCAGUGUCAUAGUCAUCAAAGAAUUCACACCAGGGAGAAACCUAGUGUAUGUAAGCAAAGUGGAGAAGGAUUUGCUGAUAAGUACUCAUUUGAAAGACAUAGAAGCUCUCAUACUGGGGAGAAGUCCUAUGAAUGUGAACAAUUUGUGAAAGUUUUCAGUACACACAGUCGCUGUCAAAGUCAUGAAACAACUCACCUAGAGGAGAAAUCGUAUGCAUGUAAGAAUUGUGGGAAAUCUUUUAAUGAAAAAAAAAAUUGUCAAGUACAUGAAAGAAUUCACACUGGAGAAAAACCCUAUGUAUGUAAUAAUUGUGGGAAAUCUUUCACCCGAAAGAGGAAUUUUCAAAUACAUGAAAGAAUUCACACUGGAGAGAAACCCCAUGUAUGUAAGCAUUGUGGGAAAGCUUUUAAUGAACGAAGACGUUGUCGAAUACAUGAAAGAAUUCACACUGGAGAGAGACCGUAUAUAUGUAACCAUUGUGGGAAAUCUUUUAAUGAAAAGAAAGAUUGUCGAGUACAUGAAAGAAUUCACACUGGAGAGAGACCCUAUGUAUGUAAGCAUUGUGGAAAAUCUUUUCUCCGAAAUAGUCUUUGUCAGUUACAUGAAAGAAUUCACACUGGAGAAAAACCCUAUGUAUGUAAGAAUUGUGGGAAAUCAUUCAGCCGAAAGACAAACUUUCAAAUACAUGAAAGAAUUCACACUGGGAAGAAACCCUAUGUAUGUAAGCAUUGUGGGAAAUCAUUCAACCGAAAGAGUUAUUGUGAAAGCCAUGAAAGAAUUCACAGUAGGGAGAAACCCUAUGUGUGUAAGGAUGGUGGAAAAGCAUUCACUACACAGAGUUGUUAUGAAAUACAUGAAAAAAAUGACACUAGAAAUCAAUCAUAUAUAUGUAAACAAUGUGGGAAAACAUUCAGCACACACAGUCACUGUCAAAUUCAUGAGAGAACUCACACUGUGGAGAAACCCUAUGUAUGUAAGCAUUGUGGGAAAUGUUUUCAUGAAAAGAAUGGUUGUCAAGUACAUGAAAGAAUACACACUGCAGAGAGACCCUAUGUAUGUAAGUAUUGUGGAAAAUCUUUCUACCGAAAGAGUCAUUGUCAAGUACAUGAAAGAAUUCACACUGAAGAAAAACCCUAUGUAUGUAAAAAUUGUGGGAAGUCUUUCACCCGAAAGACAAAUCUUCAAAUACAUGAAAGAAUUCACACUGGGGAGAAACCCUAUGUAUGUAAGCAUUGUUGGAAGUCAUUCAACCAAAAGACAAAUUGUCAAAACCAUGAAAGAAUUCACACUGGGGAGAAACCCUAUGUAUGUAAGCAUUGUGGGAAAUCUUUCAGCUAUAAGAGUAGUUGUCAAAUGCAUGAAAAAAUUCACACUGGGGAGAAACCAUAUGUAUGUAAUUGUGGGAAAUCUUUCCUGCGAAGGUAUGUUUGUAAAGCACAUGAAAGAAUUCACACUAGGGAGAAACUAUGUCUGUAAGUAUUGUGGGAAAUCUUUUAACCAACAAAGAAAUUGUUAAAUACAUGAAAUAAUAAGUGUAAGAAACUUUAUGUAUGUAACCAGUGUGAAAAAGCACAAAAUACAGAGUUGUUAUGAAAUGGAUUAAACAAAUCACACUAGAGAUUAACAUUAUAUAUACAAAUAACGUGGGAAAGUAUUUAGCACACACAGUGUCAUAAUGAUGAAACCUCACACCAGGGAAAAACCCUAUGUAUGUAAGCAAGGUGGAAAAGGAUUUACCGAUUAACCCUCAUUUGAAAGCAGAUCUCACAAUGGCAAGAAACCCUAUGUAUAUAAGAAUUGUGGGAAAUCUUUCAGCUUAAUUGGUCACUUUGGAGCACAUAAAAGUAUUCACACAGGUGAGAAACCUUAUUAUGUAAGCAGUGUGGAAACUCAGUACACGGUUGUGAAAUACAUGAUAUCAUACCUAGAGAUAAAUCUUAUGUAUAAUGUGGGCAAGCAUUCAGCACAGUCAUUGUGAAAGACACGAAAAUAUUCACACCGUGGGAACCCUAUGUAUGUAAACAAUGUGGGAAAACACCCUACACAAAAAUAUUUUCUAAUGAAUGAAAGAAGACAUAAGAAAAACUAUUUGUAUCAGUAAUGUGAGAAAUCUUCAUCCAACAAAGUACUGGUCUAACUUGAAGAAAUUCACACUGGGAACCUUAUAUAUAUGUAAGUAACAUGGGAAAAGAGUACACCAAAGUGCCAUCAAAUAUAUGAAAGGGCACACUAAGAAACUAUGCAGUGUGGGAGAAGAUUUCAUGCAAUCUGAUUUUGUAGACAAAAAAUUGCAUUUCAGAAAUGUAUGGAAAAGUUCAUCUGAUACACUAUCAAACACAUGAACAAGGUGCCAUGGGGAAAAGUCUAUGUAAGCAAUGUAGGAAAGCAUUCAGCACACACAGGUAUUAUUAAAUAUGUGAAAGAAGUCCCAUGGGGGAGAAGUAUAUAUUUCUUUGAAAAUACCCUAUGCAAUUAAAACCUGUAGAAAUAAUAUAUAUAUUUUGUUAUUAAUUUCCUAGAAAAUAUUUUCCCAAAUGGAAAUAGUCUAAAUUGGAUUUAUUCUGUGUUUUUCAGUAAAUUACUUGUAAAUACCUCAUGUAUGUAUCUGUGGUCAUUAGUAUGCAAAAAAAAUGGGGCUGACAUAACUAUAUGUUUUUGUGUAUGCCAACAUUUUUAAAUUUAACAUAUAGUGAUUCUUAAGGUGAAUUGAAGUCCAGUUUUCACUUCCAAGUAGGGUUAAUAUUUAUGUAGCGUUUGUUUUGUUUUUACAAUUGGGAGGAAUAGACCAUGAAGAAGUAAAUUUGGGUAAUUGAUUUUGAAUUGUUGGGAUUUUCCAGUAGCUUUGAUUUGAAUUUUGUUGAUGUGUACAUUCCAUAUUCUGUGUAACAAGAUAUUUCUUUAUUUGAUGCUAUAUUUCACAGAGAGAGGCUUAUGAAUGUGUUUUUGAGAAAGGUCCAUUGUUUUCACACAACAUGUAUAUUAGCAAUAUUGUGUUUUUACAUCCUGACCA
This is a messenger RNA of Fukomys damarensis (Damara mole-rat), 4027 nucleotides long. Its product is annotated as zinc finger protein 709-like. The record is from RefSeq and is a predicted model, not a curated record. The transcript is spliced from 4 exons. Lineage: Eukaryota; Metazoa; Chordata; Mammalia; Rodentia; Bathyergidae. The coding region runs from base 244 to 2493 and encodes 749 amino acids. Gene Ontology annotation, biological process: regulation of DNA-templated transcription. Gene Ontology annotation, molecular function: DNA-binding transcription factor activity, RNA polymerase II-specific; RNA polymerase II cis-regulatory region sequence-specific DNA binding.